GCGGACCCGGCUUAACUUAAAUGUGUACGCGGAAUGCAUAAGCUUGAGCAGCGUGUAUAGGUUGAUGCUGGAUGGAAUGGGAGCAAGUAGAGCUGAUCACUUGAAAUAAUUUUCAACCGGCAGUCAGUACUCUUUGGAAGCUCGAGCAAUAUUCACGGACAACCAUGAAAAUCUAUGCAGUAUCAGAUGGGCCACCGUCAUUGGCGGUCCGAAUGGCCCUCAAAGCCUUGGACAUCGCCCACGAGCAUAUUCCCGUUGACUACGGCAAAGGGGAACAUAUGACCGAGGAUUAUGCCAAGAUGAACCCCCAAAAGGAGAUUCCAGUCUUGGAGGACGAUGGGUUCUACUUGAGCGAAAGCAAUGCCAUCCUCCAGUAUUUGUGCGAGAAGUAUGCCCCGGAUAGCCCACUGUAUCCAAAGGACCCCAAGGAGCGUGCCCUCGUCAAUCAUCGCCUGUGUUUCAAUCUGUCGUUUUUGUACCCGCAGAUCUCGGCCUACGUAAUGGCCCCGAUCUUUUUCGACUAUGAACGGACUCCGAUGGGGCUCAAGAAGCUGCACAUUGCUUUGGCCGCCUUCGAAACCUACAUGAGCCGUUUGGGUGGUAAGUUCGCCGCUGGAGACCAUCUUACGAUUGCGGAUUUUCCGUUGGUCACAUCCGUGAUGUGCCUGGAGGGAAUCAACUUCAACAUUGAUCAGUAUCCACUGGUGAAGGCCUGGUAUGCCAACUUUAAGCAACAGUAUCCCGAGCUGUGGGCCAUUUCCGCUGAAGGAAUGGCAGAAAUUGCCGAGUUCGAGAAGAAUCCACCAGAUCUAACUGGAAUGGAUCAUCCAAUCCACCCCAUUAAGAAGGUUAAAAAAUGAUUUAGUCGUUGGUGGAUUCCAAGCAAUAUAUGAAAAGUGCCUUUGUGAACACCGUACUUAAAUGCAUUUACUUGAAUAAUGAUUUGACACAAAGAUGUUGAAUGUACGGAUUUCGAUGAAUACAUUUUAUGAAAUAAACCAUUAAUGCCUAACACA
Molecule: messenger RNA, 1016 nt
Organism: Aedes albopictus (Asian tiger mosquito)
Lineage: Eukaryota; Metazoa; Arthropoda; Insecta; Diptera; Culicidae
Gene: gfzf
Product: glutathione S-transferase 1-1
Exons: 3
Coding region: 165-860 (231 amino acids)
Biological process (GO): glutathione metabolic process
Molecular function (GO): glutathione transferase activity
Source: RefSeq, a predicted model, not a curated record